This is a messenger RNA of Bubalus bubalis (water buffalo), 3447 nucleotides long. It is a transcript of the gene BCL11A, whose product is annotated as BAF chromatin remodeling complex subunit BCL11A. Gene Ontology annotation, biological process: regulation of transcription by RNA polymerase II; negative regulation of dendrite development. The transcript has 4 exons. The coding region runs from base 530 to 2935 and encodes 801 amino acids. The record is from RefSeq and is a predicted model, not a curated record. NCBI's taxonomy places the organism in Eukaryota, Metazoa, Chordata, Mammalia, Artiodactyla, Bovidae. Gene Ontology annotation, cellular component: nucleus. Gene Ontology annotation, molecular function: DNA-binding transcription factor activity; RNA polymerase II cis-regulatory region sequence-specific DNA binding.
UGGCGUCUGCGGAGCCCCCCGCCCGGCACCUCCCCCGCCCCGCACUGGCCAUUGGCUUGUCCUGGUCUCUUUUUCAUGUCCAGCCCCUGAUGUGUGUCCAUUGGUGUGAGCUUCCCCUUCCCUCCUCCCCUUCUCUCCUGCUCGCCCUGCCCAUGUUUUGUGUGUCUCUGUCCAUCCAGACUCCUGACGUUCAAGUUCGCAGGGACGUCACGUCCGCACUUGAACUUGCAGCUCAGGGGGGCUUUUGCCAUUUUUUUCAUCUCUCUCUCUCUCUCUCCCCCUCUAUCUCUCCUCUCUCUCUCUUUUUUUUUUGGUUAAAAAAAAAAAAAAAGCCAUGACGGCUCUCCCACAAUUCAUCUUCCCUGCGCCAUCUUUGUAUUAUUUCUAAUUUAUUUUGGAUGUCAAAAGGCACUGAUGAAGAUAUUUUCUCUGGAGUCUCCUUCUUUCUAACCCGGCUCUCCCGAUGUGAACCGAGCCGUCGUCCGCCCGCCGCCGCCGCCGCCGCCUCCCGCCCGCCCCGCAGCCCACCAUGUCUCGCCGCAAGCAAGGCAAACCCCAGCACUUAAGCAAACGGGAAUUCUCGCCCGAGCCUCUUGAAGCCAUUCUUACAGAUGAUGAACCGGACCACGGACCUUUGGGAGCCCCAGAAGGGGACCACGACCUCCUCACGUGUGGGCAGUGCCAGAUGAACUUCCCGUUGGGGGACAUUCUCAUUUUUAUCGAGCACAAACGGAAACAAUGCAAUGGCAGCCUCUGCUUAGAAAAAGCUGUGGAUAAGCCACCUUCCCCUUCACCAAUCGAGAUGAAAAAAGCAUCCAAUCCUGUGGAGGUUGGCAUCCAGGUCACGCCAGAGGAUGACGAUUGUUUAUCAACGUCAUCUAGAGGAAUUUGCCCCAAACAGGAACACAUAGCAGGUAAAGAUGAGCCCAGCAGCUACACAUGUACAACUUGCAAACAGCCAUUCACCAGUGCAUGGUUUCUCUUGCAACACGCACAGAACACUCAUGGAUUAAGAAUCUACUUAGAAAGCGAACACGGAAGUCCCCUGACCCCGCGGGUUGGUAUCCCUUCAGGACUAGGUGCAGAAUGUCCUUCCCAGCCACCUCUCCAUGGGAUUCAUAUUGCAGACAAUAACCCCUUUAACCUGCUAAGAAUACCAGGAUCAGUAUCCAGAGAGGCUUCCGGCCUGGCAGAAGGGCGCUUUCCACCCACUCCCCCCCUGUUUAGUCCACCACCGAGACAUCACUUGGACCCCCACCGCAUAGAGCGCCUGGGGGCGGAAGAGAUGGCCCUGGCCACCCAUCACCCGAGUGCCUUUGACAGGGUGCUGCGGUUGAAUCCAAUGGCUAUGGAGCCUCCCGCCAUGGAUUUCUCUAGGAGACUUAGAGAGCUGGCAGGGAACACGUCUAGCCCACCGCUGUCCCCCGGCCGGCCCAGCCCUAUGCAAAGGUUACUGCAACCAUUCCAGCCAGGUAGCAAGCCGCCCUUCCUGGCGACGCCCCCCCUCCCUCCUCUGCAAUCCGCCCCUCCUCCCUCCCAGCCCCCGGUCAAGUCCAAGUCGUGUGAGUUCUGCGGCAAGACGUUCAAAUUUCAGAGCAACCUGGUGGUGCACCGGCGCAGCCACACGGGCGAGAAGCCCUACAAGUGCAACCUGUGCGACCACGCGUGCACGCAGGCCAGCAAGCUGAAGCGCCACAUGAAGACGCACAUGCACAAGUCGUCCCCCAUGACGGUCAAGUCGGACGACGGCCUCUCCACCGCCAGCUCCCCGGAACCGGGCACCAGCGACCUGGUGGGCAGCGCCAGCAGCGCGCUCAAGUCCGUGGUGGCCAAGUUCAAGAGCGAGAACGACCCCAACCUGAUCCCGGAGAACGGGGACGAGGAGGACGAGGAGGACGACGAGGAAGAGGAGGAAGAGGAGGAAGAGGAGGAGGAGGAGCUGACGGAGAGCGAGAGGGUGGACUACGGCUUCGGGCUGAGCCUGGAGGCAGCGCGCCACCACGAGAACAGCUCGCGGGGCGCGGUGGUGGGCGUGGGCGACGAGGGCCGCCCCUUGCCGGACGUCAUGCAGGGCAUGGUGCUCAGCUCCAUGCAGCACUUCAGCGAGGCCUUCCACCAGGUCCUGGGCGAGAAGCAUAAGCGCGGCCACCUGGCCGAGGCCGAGGGCCACAGGGACACUUGCGACGAAGACUCGGUGGCCGGCGAGUCGGACCGCAUAGACGAUGGCACUGUUAACGGCCGCGGCUGCUCCCCGGGUGAGUCGGCCUCGGGGGGUCUGUCCAAAAAGCUGCUGCUGGGCAGCCCCAGCUCGCUGAGCCCCUUCUCCAAGCGCAUCAAGCUCGAGAAGGAGUUCGACCUGCCUCCCGCCGCGAUGCCCAACACGGAGAACGUGUACUCGCAGUGGCUAGCCGGCUACGCAGCCUCCAGGCAGCUCAAAGAUCCCUUCCUGAGCUUCGGAGACUCCAGACAAUCGCCUUUCGCCUCCUCGUCGGAGCACUCCUCGGAGAACGGGAGCUUGCGCUUCUCCACGCCGCCCGGGGAGCUGGACGGAGGGAUCUCGGGGCGCAGCGGCACGGGAAGUGGAGGGAGCACGCCCCAUAUUAGUGGUCCGGGCCCGGGCAGGCCCAGCUCAAAAGAGGGCAGACGCAGCGACACUUGUGAGUACUGUGGGAAAGUCUUCAAGAACUGUAGCAAUCUCACUGUCCACAGGAGAAGCCACACGGGCGAAAGGCCUUAUAAAUGCGAGCUGUGCAACUAUGCCUGUGCCCAGAGUAGCAAGCUCACCAGGCACAUGAAAACGCAUGGCCAGGUGGGGAAGGACGUUUACAAAUGUGAAAUUUGUAAGAUGCCUUUUAGCGUGUACAGUACUCUGGAGAAACACAUGAAAAAAUGGCACAGUGAUCGAGUGUUGAAUAAUGAUAUAAAAACUGAAUAGAGGUUCUUCACACACCCCCAUUCGGCGUAGUGCCCAGAGAGCUCAAGAUGUGUGGCAGUUUUCGGAUGGAAGCUCGAGAACCCUUAAGUUCUGAGAAAAUUUGAACCCCCACGGGCGGGGUGGACGCAAGCCGCCCAGCCGACAUCUGCGUGGUCUGUCAUCCUGCUAGUUUGUGAUGUUUUCUGACAGUAGCCUCCAAGAAGCCGUUGUGCGAAGACAGAGUCCUGCAGUGUCCUUCCUGCCUGGGCCUGCAGUGUCAUUUUAUUUAUAUUUUUUAAUAAAAAGUAAAAACAAAAAAACAGACCCACAUUGGAACAGUGAAUCAGUCCCCUAGAGAGGGUCUGUGGACCACCGCUGCUCUGAGAGCCGUCCUGGCCCCUCUGAGACCAGCCAACCCAAUUCCCUGUCUUGUGGAAAUGAGCAUGAGUUCCCCAAACCCCUUGUUUCUAUACAUUCUAUGUUGUCUUUUAAGAAGUGUGCUUAACAUUGACACAAUAAAUGUUGGAGCUUUA